Molecule: messenger RNA, 633 nt
Organism: Guyanagaster necrorhizus
Lineage: Eukaryota; Fungi; Basidiomycota; Agaricomycetes; Agaricales; Physalacriaceae
Product: GTP binding protein
Exons: 6
Coding region: 1-633 (210 amino acids)
Molecular function (GO): GTP binding; GTPase activity
Source: RefSeq, a predicted model, not a curated record
AUGGCUUCUCCAACAUCCUCCGAAUUCCCAUCCUCCCCUCCCAAGCGAACAAAAAUUGUAUUGUUGGGUGACCAAAGUGUCGGAAAAACCAGUCUUAUCACCCGAUUCAUGUACGACACCUUUGACAACACGUACCAGGCAACAAUUGGUAUCGAUUUCCUAAGUAAAACCUUGUAUCUUGAAGAUCGGACAGUGAGGCUGCAGCUCUGGGACACGGCUGGACAAGAGCGCUUUCGUUCAUUGAUACCAUCGUAUAUUCGCGAUUCCUCCGUGGCUAUCAUCGUUUUCGAUAUAACAAACAGACCAUCCUUUCUAUCGACGACAAAAUGGAUAGAGGAUGUGCGUUCAGAACGAGGGAAGGAGGUGAUAGUCGUAUUGGUGGGCAACAAGGCCGACUUGUCAGACAAACGGGAAGUAACACUUGAAGAGGCUACGGCGCAGGCGACCCAGCUCGACGUAUUGUUUAUGGAGACAUCCGCUAAAGCAGGUCACAAUGUAAAGAAUCUGUUCAAAAGGAUAGCCAUGUCGCUACCGGGUAAAGAGAAAGAAGAGGAGCCGGAGGGUAAUACAAAAAUCGAGAUUACGACACCGGCGGCGGACCAAAACCAGGAAGGAUCGCAAUGCAGCUGCUGA